AUGACAAUAAACCAGCAACGGCGACUGCCAUACCAGCAGCUCACCAUCCUCGCAAUAUGUCGCUUCGCCGAGCCCAUCGCCCUGACCUCCAUCUUCCCCUACCUCCCUGAAAUGAUCGAGAGCUUCGACGUACCCAAGAACGAGAUUGCAAAAUGGGCCGGCAUCACAUCCUCCAUCUUCUCGCUCAGCCAGUGCGUAAUGGGCAUACCCUGGGGCCGCGCCUCAGAUGUCUGGGGUCGUAAGCCAGUAAUCCUGAUCGGCCUGGUCAACACUAUGGUCACGAGCUUGCUAUGGGGGUUCUCUACAUCGCUACCUAUGGCACUGGUCGCACGGGCAUUGUCAGGGGCAGGAAACGGCAACGUAGGAAUCAUCAGGACGAUGGUGGCAGAGAUGUGUCCGUGGAAAGAGCUACAGCCGAGGGCGUUCAGCAUCAUGCCGCUAGUUUUCAAUAUCGGCAGCGUCAUCGGUCCAGCUAUCGGCGGCGCGUUGUCAAACCCGCUGCGCAGACCACCGGAUGCGCCUCGUGGUGACUCAUUCUUCGAACGGUAUCCUUAUGCUCUGCCCAAUCUCGUUGCCGCGUGCUUCUUCUUCACUGGCAUCUUUACGGGCAUCUUUUUUCUGCACGAGACACUCGGCUCCAAGAAAGCGCGCCGCGACUACGGCCUUGUGCUUGGCGAGAAGAUCUCGACCGCCGUAAGCCAUCGAGUACAAAGGGCUAGGAGAAGGUGGCGUAAGGCUCGGGAGGGGGAAACUGAGCCCUUGAUAUCCCCUCAGGCUAGCCGCACGGAGUAUCCAAGUCUCUCAGACGAGGAGUCGGCGGAAGUCGAAGACGAUUCUUCAGCAUCUCCUGCAGAAGAAAAAGCGCCCGGAUAUCGGGAAGUGCUAUCAAGGCAGUCUGUUUACAAUCUACUUGUAUACACCCUUCUGGCGCUCCAUUCGCUCGGCUAUGAUCAGCUGCUUCCUGUGUUCAUGCAUCAUCCCGCACAACCCGUCAGUAGCCCCGAUGUGGAUCUACCGUUUAAGUUUUCAGGUGGGUUUGGCAUAAAUUCCGCACGCAUCGGUAUCUUAUUCACACUCUAUGGUGUCGCUGGAAUUAUAUUCCAGCUUUUUCUCUUCCCACCAGUCGCGCGGCGCUAUGGCGUUCUCAGAUGCCUUCGUGUUUCUUUCUGCGUUGCUCCAGUCAUGUACAUCCUUACACCGUUCACUGCUUUGUUACCAACAACGACAUCGAAAAUGAUCUGCAUGUUCGCCAUCAUGCUCUUCAAGGGUUGCGCCAAUACGUUCGCGUUCCCGGGAAGCACCAUCCUGCUCACGAACACGGCAAACUCGCUGCGGGUCCUAGGGACCCUCAACGGCAUUGCUACCAGCGUCUCGGCUGUGGGACGGGCGGCUGGUCCGGCCAUUGGGGGCGGCCUAUUCACCGUUGGAGCCCGGAAGAACUACAUUGUGACGCCUUUCUGGGUCCUAGCCGCCAUCGCCGCCUUGGCUGCUAGCCUCACUUUCCUCCUUGAAGAAGGCGACGGCUUCGGGGAUGUCGCGGAGUCCGAGGAUAGCGAAGAAGAGGGCGAAGGAGAGCCAGGACUGGAGGCUGCCGCUGCGGACGGGCCGAUGUCCGUAUCUCGAGCGUCCAGCGACGCAGGGUUCGGAGACCCAGCCCCGCUACUUAGCCGCGUUUCGACUUUCUCGACUUCUUCUGUUCGUCAGGCGUCCAUCGGAUCAGGCUCGGCUGCCCAGGGCAGCGAGCCUCCGCUUGAUGAUAUGGAGGGGCAGCAGCUGCGGCGGGUAAAGUCUAGCAGUCGGCACAGCUCGAGAACAGAGGGACCGCGUCCACUGCAGAGAAAGAUGUCGGUGCCUAUUGGUAUGGGCGGAAGGGGUUUUAGGAGAUUGAGCUCGAACUUGGGACAGAGUGGGAGUGGGUGGGUUACUGGGAGUUCUUGGGGUGGAUGA
Molecule: messenger RNA, 1947 nt
Organism: Coniosporium apollinis CBS 100218
Lineage: Eukaryota; Fungi; Ascomycota; Dothideomycetes
Exons: 2
Coding region: 1-1947 (648 amino acids)
Biological process (GO): transmembrane transport
Molecular function (GO): transmembrane transporter activity
Source: RefSeq, a predicted model, not a curated record